AUGAAGCAAGUCGGCAAUAUCUACGUGAUUGCGGCCGUCGCCGUCCUCGGCGGCGGCCUGUUGCUACUUCAACCAAGGCCCCGACGGCCCUCCGUUUAUCGACAAGCUGAACUGCACAAGGCCGACAUCCACGGUGCAGGGGGGAUCACCGCCGCCAUGGCGGCCGUCUCAUGGCUCGCAGCCCUGAUCUCAGGCCUACUAUCAAAUCAAUUGGCCCGCAAAACUUCGAUCAUGAUCGGGUGUCUUAUUGGUACCGUAUUCUGGGUCGUCGGUCCAACUUUGAUCUGCGCCUCGCAGAACAUCGGCAUGCUCAUUGUGGGCCGUAUCAUCAACGGUCUGAGUGUGGGUACCAAUCCGCCCAUGUGCCCAUGUAUAUCAGUGCUUCAGCGCGGCCAUGUUCCUCCAUGUGUACUUCAUCUUCCCCGAAACCGCGUGCAAGACCCUGAAGGAGACAGAGUUGAUGUUCGAGGACCCGAACGGGAUCCAGUACGUGGGCACGCCCACCUGGAAAGCCCACGUCCAGACCCGGAAGACGAUCGCCAUGGAGACGGCGACCUGGAGGCGACCAAGGCGCACAACCGGGUCCCCGUCGAGGACGAACCGGCGGCGCGAUCAUCGACUGCGGAGACGACCACGGAGAAGACGGCAGAGUGGCCUACGGCUAGCGCAUAA
Messenger RNA from Penicillium riverlandense, 672 nucleotides. Its product is annotated as general substrate transporter. The transcript has 3 exons. Gene Ontology annotation, biological process: transmembrane transport. Gene Ontology annotation, molecular function: transmembrane transporter activity. The coding region runs from base 1 to 672 and encodes 223 amino acids. The record is from RefSeq and is a predicted model, not a curated record. Gene Ontology annotation, cellular component: membrane. NCBI's taxonomy places the organism in Eukaryota, Fungi, Ascomycota, Eurotiomycetes, Eurotiales, Aspergillaceae.